UGUCGGAUUUAACACAUAUUUACUCUUACAUUUUCAAAAACAGCAAGAAAUAAUUAUAUUUUCUUUUCACUUUAAUACGCACAGCCUCGAGUGAGAAACUGGAUAUACAAACAACUCUCCUCGUGGCGCUCUUUACAAACCAUCUGUAUUUUUGACUGCCCGGAAUGGCCUUCGUAGCGCGUCGGAGCAGCGAUGGCACGGUGGUGGAUCGCCAGCAGGUGUCUGGGCGGCACACCCUCCGCCCACUCUCCUCGUCCGACAUCAGUGACGAGGACUCGGAGUCGGUGCUGGGCUACACGAACCGCACCUACGGAGCUCCCACCGUGAGGUUCGUGGGUCAGACAGACGGGGAAACCGAUGGCCUUGGCGGGGAGACCGAGCGCGGGGACAAGGGAGAGGCGGGGGACCACUGUGAGGAGGCGGACACGGAUGCGGGCAUCACAUUCAACGACUCUUUAGAGGAUCGCGCCGACGACUCGGGCAGCGAAUCGGACUCGAUCCUGAGCUUCUGCAAUCAACUGGACGAGGAGGAGGCCAACGACGCCUUGCACAGCGGCAUGCUGAACUUCACAGACGAGGACUCGGAGGACCCGGGUGAAGUGGAUGGAGAGGAGGAGGUGGAGCGCAAGAGCCAGAUGGCCAGAGCGGACGACGCAACUGCCACGGACACGGAGACCGUGAUGAACUUCGACCAGGACGUGCAGAGCCUCAGCUCCUUCGACAGCUGCACGCCCACGGUGACGCAGCGCGCCGAGGAGCUGGACAACUUGGACAGCCUCAGCGGCAGGACCUUCUUCAAGCAGGACUCUCUGGACAACAUCAGCAGCAGGACCUUCUUCAAGCAGGACAAGGCGGAUGGCCUCAGCGGCAGGACCUUCCUCAAGCAGGCGGCCUCCAAGGACCAGAGGCGGGGCUUCCCGUCGGACCUUGGCAGGGAAUUGGACCAUGGCCAGUUGUCCAGUCGCACCUACGACCUGGGCAGCCGAAGCAGCACCAGGGGCAGCACUCGGGGUAGCAACCGGGUCGGCAGCCGACUCCACGACGGCUCCUCGGUGUCCACCUGCAGCUGGACGGAGAUGUACGGCGGAGCACUGCAGCCCGCGGACGGGCGCAGCAACGUGGUGCCCUCGCUGAGCCUGGCCAGCGUCACCUCGGACACGUCCACCUUCUACAAGAACCUGGAGGAGAGCAAGGAGCGGCAGGGGCAGGCGGCCUACGAGGACUGGAAGGCGCGCAAGGCGGCCCAGAAGCAGAAGAACCUGCUGGCCGCCAAGCAGGAGCGCGAGAAGCGGGAGGCGGAGGCGGCCCUGCGUCAACAGCUCUCGCAGGAGCGCUUCCAGGAGUGGUGUCGCCGCAAGGAGCAGCAGCAGCAGCUCCUCCGCAAGAAGCCCUCAUCCUGCAGCCAGUCAAGCUCGGGCAAUUCCUCGGCCUCCAGCUCGAUUUCCGGUUCGGGAUCGGGAUCGGGAUCCGCAUCCGGUUCCAGCUCCUGCUCGAGCAGCGGUCCCAUGAGGAAGGUGGCGCCCGAGCUGACCAAGACGCGGAUCAAGGAGUGGGAGCGCAACAAGAAGGAGCAGCAGCAGGGCGAGCGGGAGCGCCUGCGCAGGCUGCAGGAUAACAAGGCGAAGCUGGAGGAGGACCGCAAGCAGCGCUCGCAGGGCGCCUGGAAGAACUGGAUGAAGCAGGUGGACAAGCGGGCCAAGCCGGUGCCCCUCAACCAGGGAUUCGACACCCUGCGCGGCACCAUUUCCAACAUCUACGUCAACCCCGUGCAGUGGGUGUCCAACAUCGAUCCGCAGGAGUCUGGCCGCAGUCGUUAGACCAAUGUUCAAUGGGUCGGAAGGAAAGCGAAUGAGUUGCUGGGCCAGCAAAAAAUGUAAAAUUAGUUAAGGACCUAUAUUUGUUUUUUGGAUAGUGGCGGUCGAUCCCAUACUAUUUUAGCUUCGCAAGUUGUCCAAUAAACCACAGUUCAGAUCAGCACUUUUAA
This is a messenger RNA of Drosophila rhopaloa, 1984 nucleotides long. RefSeq lists its product as uncharacterized. The record is from RefSeq and is a predicted model, not a curated record. The coding region runs from base 165 to 1817 and encodes 550 amino acids. The transcript has 2 exons. NCBI's taxonomy places the organism in Eukaryota, Metazoa, Arthropoda, Insecta, Diptera, Drosophilidae.